GUUUUAAAGGGUACAUGUAGUGUGCUGUGGUUGUAAAUAACCCUUCAUCUUUCUCAAAACGUUUAUUCUCUGCCUUUCAGUGUAAUUUUCUUAUCCCUUUUUUGCUUUGAUCUUGUAUAAAGCUUUGAGCAGGUGACUUAAUUCAUGACAAACCUUCGCUAAAGCCAUGGCUCCAGUCACAGCUUGAUAUACAGCACAGCAUUAGCUGUGUGUAGAAGAUUAGGCAGCACACAGAGCUUAGUUUAGUGUUACUUAAACUCUCUGCUUCCUCGUUCUGCAGUCGGUAUGCUCAGCUCUACUGGGACAGCGUCUAAUGGCUUCAUGUCUGGAUUUUGCAAGGUUGAUGAUAUAGUAUAGUAUAAUGUGUAGCAUAAUGUUGCCGCUCAGUCCCCAAAUGCAUCCGCAGUUUUUCCACAGAAGCUAAUUGCAUCAGAAGAUGGGCACCGUGAGGUUAAAUGCACUGCUGCUGCUGUUGUUGUUUGGGUCCUUCCAGAGGGGGAUUUCUCAGUUGCCUGAGUGGAAUGGAGAGCUGGAAGGUAGUGAGACAGAGUGGAUUUCCCAACCGGAUUACAUAGACGACACAUACUGGUCCGGGUCGGCACCUCUUUGUUUAGGAGGCUGUAAAUCGCGACAUGAGGAGCUGAGGAAGGAUCGCUGUGGAGACUCGAGCUGCUGCUGGCUCGGCUCCAAGUCCCUGUGCAGAGUGAACUGUGGGAGGCCAGAUGUGGACUAUAAUGGAGUUGUGUACGGUAAUGACUGGUGGGUGGGCUCUGUGGUGAGGUACUCCUGUCGCUCUGGCUUCAUGUUAGUGGGAAACCCAACCAGGUCGUGUCAGUCUAAUGGCCUGUGGACCCCGAAACCCACCUGCCUCCGAAUGUGUCAGCGAGGACGCAUUGAAAUCAGUGAGAGGGAACUAAACGGCACAUGCAACUCCACCUGCGAAUACAAGAGCUACUUUGGCCCGCCCAAACUAGGCUGCACUCGGAUAGACAACUGUAAGAAGAAGGAGACUGGCUGGAAGCGCUUCUUUGCACAAUGUGUCCCUUGCAUUUGCGACUGCGCUUUAUCAUGUGCGUCUGCAGGCUAACACAGAGAAGAUGUUGACAGUACUGUACAGAGAAACUACAGACAAAGAAGAGACACAAACCAGCUGUGAAUCAGUCACACUAUGUUUUUGCUGCUUAAUCCAAUUGUGGGGACUAAAAUCUGGAUGUUUUGAGGCGCUAAUUUAAUCUUUCCGGCACACUGACGCCAACAGUUUCCUCUUGUUUUCUUUGUUUAGGAUUAUACACGAUGACAAGAGGAUUUCUAUGCCUGAGGUUGAGUUUAGUCAGUGUGUGAGAUGUUUGGUGUCGAGUGGAUCAGAAAAUAAAAGUGAGGAAUCUGAAUCUGUUCAAAGUGUCUGAGGUGAAAUCAGACUUGGGCCAAGAAAUUAUUUAAAAUGCAGAGUGACUUCAAUUGACUUCAGUCAAAUGACGAAAAAGCGUCUUACUUUGUGUAGACAGACAGCAUUCUUCGACUGGUUGAUUUAAUCUGGGGCUAAAUAUCAUUUCUUGUCACAAAUCCCAUCUACCAGGAACAGCUUACAUGCUCUAGUUAACAUGCAUGUCUGUCAACGUGUGCAUGUUUGUGUUUCUAAGGGACAGAGAAAAAAAAAACCAAUGUUAAAAGCGAGUCGAGGGAAGUGAAACCACAGAUUAGCAUGGCUUCCUCAGCGCUCCUCCUCUCAGUCCAUCUGUCCUGGAAGGAGCUGAAACCAUAAUCUUGUUAUGAAGGGCACAGCUUUGGUCAGGGGUCAGAGUUAGCAUGGAGAGUGUUGUAAACCAACAAACAAUCUAUUUUAUUAAUUGUGUUGUAUUAUAUUUAUUUCACAAAUAUAGAGCAAAAAUAUAUUUGUUGUACAAUUAAAUCUUUAUUUUUAUAUUUUGUAGAUGGAUUAUAGAGAUGUAAAAUGAUGUCUGGUGCAUUUGUAAUGAAUAAAAAGAACAAAAAUA
Amphiprion ocellaris (clown anemonefish) is the source of this 1994-nucleotide messenger RNA. RefSeq names its product sushi, von Willebrand factor type A, EGF and pentraxin domain-containing protein 1. The record is from RefSeq and is a predicted model, not a curated record. The coding region runs from base 437 to 1087 and encodes 216 amino acids. The transcript has 5 exons. Lineage: Eukaryota; Metazoa; Chordata; Actinopteri; Pomacentridae.